AUGGCUGAUUUCAGCCUUUGUUUAAUAUGCCAAAAGGAGAAAAGUGAACAGCUUGUACACAAUCCAAGUUCACAUGAAACAUUGUUGAAAUUUGUAGAGGAAUGGGCAAAAUACGGUGAUUUACGAUGUUUUGAUUUGUGGUCAAAACUAAAAUCAGUUUCAAUAAAUGAGUUGACAGAGAGAAAAGCAUCAUGGCACAGAAGCUGCUAUCAGGAAAUUGUGCAUACUGAACUGCUAAAAAGAGCCAAGGAAAGGUAUAUUUAUUGCUCUUGUCAAACAAUGUUCUAGUAUUAAUAAUGUAGAAACUGUAGAGACUAAAUUAAAUGUACCAUGAUUGUCUAAUGGAAGAUCUGAUGAGCAGUAACAUUUACACUCAGGUACGAGAGACAUCUUGAGGGUCCCAACGAGGCAAAAAGAAAAGUCAAAGAGCCUUCGCAGCUUACCCGCUCCCAAACGUCGCCAUAUGACAAAAAUGUGUGUUUCUUUUGUGAGGAGAAAGGGAGUGUUAAACAACCUCUGCACAAUGUUAGCACGUUUUCUGCUGGCGAAUCAUUAAACGAAGCAAUUAACUUAUCAGGAAACGAUGUCUUGGGAGUGAAACUUAGCACAUCCUUGGACGCAACUGAUGCACAUGCCAUUGAUAUAAAAUAUCACAAGAACUGUUGGCUUAAAAACGUUACAAAUGUAAUAAAGAAAGCUUCGGCAUCUGAUAAAUGUAGCUCAGAUUUAGUUAGUGAAGCGGCGGCAAGAAUUGAGUUCCUCGCCAUGACAGAGACAGUAUUAAGAGAAGGAAAGAUCCUUACAAUGUCUGACCUGCAAAGCACUUUUGAAGAAGUGUUAAGAGCAAAUGAUGUUUCUAAUGCAACAUGCAGUCGAAAAGCACUAAAACUUUUACUACUGAGUGAAAUUUCCGACAUCGAGUUUCACAAACCAAAACGACUGAAUGAGGCUGAGAGGGUUACCAUAAAGGAAACUCGAGAGGAAGCCAUUCAGUUGUCUGAAGAUAUCUAGGCUCAAUGUAACAAAGAAAUGAAAGCAUUGUUUGAUGCUGCUGCCGCUCUAAGGAAAGCCAUCAAUAGAUCUAGACGGUGGGAAUUUACUGGGCCACUCGAAGCCCCCAAAGGUGAUAUUGUACCAGAGGAACUUUAUCGGUUUUGCGUAUGGCUUAUUCAAGGUCCAAAAACUGAUACGUUAAAUAAGGAGAAGACAGAAGACGUGAAGAAGCGUGCUAUGAGUUUGUGCCAAACGGCAGUAUCCAUGUGUCUUACAGAGAGGCAGACCAGCAACAAGUCCCUAACACUGCGCCUGUCGAGGGAGAUGCCGCAACAGUUAGCUGUGGGACUGGCCGUGCAUCAGCUUACCCGAAGCAAAGAGCUAGUGAAUAUGCUUCAUGGAUUCGGAAUGGCAGUUGAGUACAACAGGUUGAUGAGAGUGGAAGCUCAGAUAGAGGCUACUGUUCUGAAACGAAUGGAAGAAAAUGGAGGUGUCUACCUUCCGCCUGAUAUCAUCAAGGGGCGCCAUGUAUUUUUUGCUGUGGAUAAUGUAGAUUUUGCUGAAGACACAUAUGAUGGACAGCACACUCUCCAUGGAACUGCUAUGGCAAUCUACCAGAGGAAGGAUCCACAAGAUGAAAAGCAGGAGUUAAGGUAA
Messenger RNA from Pocillopora meandrina, 1650 nucleotides. The record is from the annotation of a GenBank genome assembly. Lineage: Eukaryota; Metazoa; Cnidaria; Anthozoa; Scleractinia; Pocilloporidae.